UACAUCCUCCGUGUGUCCCCGCCGAUCGGAUCAUCUUUGGAAGCUUUCCAGGCAGCAGCACGCGGAGGGCAGUAAUGGCAGAGCAUCUGUCCCAGAGUGAGCUGGACUACCCAUUUAAACUUCUGGAGUAUUUCAACGGCUUCAGGGUCUCCAAGGUGAUAUUUUCAGCCUGUGAGCUGGGAGUGUUUGACCUCCUGCUGAAGUCCCAGGAGCCCCUCAGUGCCCGGCAUGUAGCCCAGGAGCUGAACACCAGUGUGGACGGGAUGGAGAGGCUGCUGGACGCGCUGGUGGGCAUCGAGAUCCUGGAGGUGGAGACCACAAACGGGACAGCUUUGUACAGCAGCACCGAUGUGGCGAACCUUUACCUGGCCAAAGGGAGCGCCAAGUCUCUCCACGACAUGAUCAUCUACCAAUCACAGACCAUCUACCCGCUGUGGAACAACAUGGUGGACGCCGUCAGGGAGGGAAAGAACCAGAAUGAGAAGACCUUUAGCCUCCCGCCAGAGGACGUGUUCCAAGCCAUCUACAGGUCGGAGGAGGAGAUGCUGAAGUUCAUGGGUCUGAUGAACUCCUCGUGGGUUCUUGACGGACACGACAUUGUGACGGCGUUCAACCUCUCCUGCUUUCAGAACAUAGUGGAUCUCGGAGGCUGCACUGGUGCUCUGGCCCGUGAGAUGGCGAAGGCGUAUCCGUCCUCCUCCGUCAGCGUGUUCGACCUCCCGCAGGUCGUGGAGACGGCUCAGAAACAUUUCUCUCAGGAGAGCGAUGCGGUCGCGUUUCAAACAGGAGAUUUCUUCAGCGGUGAACUUCCUCCUGCUGACCUGUACGUUCUGGCCAGAAUCAUCCAUGACUGGCCCGAGGAGAAGUGCCUGACGCUGCUGAAGAAGAUCUAUGACACCUGCAAACCAGGCGGCGGCGUCCUGCUGGUGGAGACCAUGCUGUUUGAGAACAGACGAGGGCCCGUCAUGGCCCAGCUCUUCUCCCUCAACAUGCUGGUGCAGGCAGAGGGCCGGGAGCGCCCGCCGUCAGAGUACACCCACAUGCUCAACAAGACCGGCUUCAGCAACGUUCAGGUGUGCCGGACCGGCAAGACCUACGACGCCAUCCUGGCCAUCAGAUGAGCUCAGACUGAGGAUCCCUCAAGCCUGUGGAAGAAAAGGAAGUUGAACUUUUCAAGGCCUUGAAAAGGUUUGGAAGUGGACGGAAACACACAAGGCUGCCCGUCUCAGUGCACCUGCAUCUCCUGUUUAUGUUGUCGUCAACCCCUGUGAGAUUUUGUAGGAAUACAAACCUUCUCUGGACUGAGGUCGCUGCUGGAUUACAUUUCUGAUCAAUACUUAUCUCUCUAAGUAAUAUUGACAACAUGUUUGUAAAGAUUCAGAUCUAAAUGUUGCAUUAGACUCACCAAGAAUCAGUUCAGGUUACAGAAACUUUGACAUUUUGGGAAAUACGCUUAUUUGUUUUCUUGCUGAGACUGUUUUUUAUCAAAGAUGAUUAUCAUACUCAUGUCUGUACACUAAAUAUGAAGCUACAGCCAGCAGCCGCUUAGCUUAGUUUAACUUAGCUUAGCAUAAAGACUGGAAACAGGGGAAACUGCUAGCCUGGC
Chelmon rostratus (copperband butterflyfish) is the source of this 1606-nucleotide messenger RNA. It is a transcript of the gene asmt2, whose product is annotated as acetylserotonin O-methyltransferase 2. Bases 75 to 1121 code for a protein of 348 amino acids. Gene Ontology annotation, molecular function: O-methyltransferase activity. The record is from RefSeq and is a predicted model, not a curated record. The transcript has 9 exons. NCBI's taxonomy places the organism in Eukaryota, Metazoa, Chordata, Actinopteri, Chaetodontiformes, Chaetodontidae.